Messenger RNA from Thunnus maccoyii (southern bluefin tuna), 800 nucleotides. It is a transcript of the gene ankrd22, whose product is annotated as ankyrin repeat domain 22. The coding region runs from base 81 to 656 and encodes 191 amino acids. The transcript is spliced from 6 exons. The record is from RefSeq and is a predicted model, not a curated record. NCBI's taxonomy places the organism in Eukaryota, Metazoa, Chordata, Actinopteri, Scombriformes, Scombridae. Gene Ontology annotation, molecular function: protein binding.
GCGGUAUAGGACGUGGUGUCGGUUGCCGGUGUGUUGACGUCACGUGUCCAGGUGAGUUGGGAGCAGUUCCCGCGGCAGACAUGGGGCUGGUUUACUCGGAGCCGGCCUGUCAGGCGGCGUAUGACGGAGACGUCCAUCAGCUGUACGAGCUGCUGACGAACAACCCAAAGCUCCUGAACGUGAAGGAGGAACACACCGGAGACACGCCCCUCAUCGCCGCCUGUCGCCAAGGCAACCGGAGGGCAAUACACUACCUGCUGGAAAACCAGGCCGACGUCCACCUGACCAAUAAGAAGCAGAGGACGUGUCUUCACUACAUCUCCAAGAAGACGUUCUCUGCGUUGGAUUAUCUGAUGAUCUGCGUCCUGAUGCCCAUCCUGCUGCUGGGAUACUUCCUCAUGUUACAGAAGCAGAGGGAGCACGCAGCUGUGAUGGAGGAGCUGCUGAGCAGCAGCGUCAACGUCGACGCCGUCGACUACAAAGGAAACACGGCUCUUCACUACGUGUGUCAGAGGAAAAGUCAUCGUCUGGUUCCUCUGCUGCUGCACAGAAACGCCGCCGCCGACGUCAAGAACAACGACGGAGAGACGCCGCUGGACAUCGCCACCAGACUGAAGUUCACCAAGAUCAUCUGUCUGCUGAAGAAGACCCAGUGAGCGACUGAAAGACAGGAAGUCCCUUUAAUCACAACAAGAUGAUCAAUAAAUACAGUAAAUAUUGAUCCAGCAGAUUGUUUCCUGCAUUUAGAUUUAUUCAACAAUCCUGUAAACUUUAAUUUUCAUUAAAUUUAAUUGAAAACA